AUAAAUAGGAACAGCCACCACGCUAUCAGGUGUGGAUGUCACCAGAAAAAUAAGAGGACAAGCGGCAUGCCAGUCGAUGACUGACGUGAAGUCUGGAUAGAACAACUGAUUGAUCUCAUUUGCUGCCUACAAGCCAAGGAUGUAAAAUCACGUGACCAAACCUACGGAAUAGAGAUGGCAUGUCAUUCAAUCCGUGCAUAUACAAGCCCAGUACGACGUCUUCAUGUCAUCGGCAGAGCUCUGUCAUCACACACCUCCUCCCCUACUCUGCUAGUGGAACCGUCCGAUGCUUUGAUAGAUGAGCCUUUGACUAUCAGAGUAUCAGGCCUAAAGCUUCAUCAGAAGAUCACACUUUCUGCUUUUCUGAGGGCUGAGGGGAAGGAGUUUGUGUCCUGCGCACACUACACAGCUGAUGAUGCUGGUUGCGUGGAUACUGCUGUCCACUCAAGUGGAGGGGGGUCCUUUUACGGUGUUGAGCCGAUGGGACUAUUAUGGUCAAUGACCCCAUCUAAGGAUAAGGGGGCGAAACGACUGCUUAUAAAAGAUGUCACCAGGCCGUAUGACGUCACCAUGUCAGUCCACGCAGAUCACAUGGACUUGGAAGCUAUCAAGUCUGCGAACAACAUCUCAACUGUUCUCGAUACACAGCACGUGAGACGAUGGUACUUGCGGAAUGGAGUACAGAGAAUUCCUGUACGCAAGGGCCGCUUACGAGGAACCUUAUUUAUUCCUUCAGGUGUGGCGCCAUACCCUGCCGUCCUUGAUAUGUUUGGUGGUUCUGGUGGGCUGUUUGAGUUCCGGGCGGCGCUUCUCGCCUCCAGAGGGUUCCUCACGUUCGCUUUGGCCUAUCUUGCUUUUGAUGGACUUCCCCGGAACUUCGAUGAACUUGACUUUGACUAUUUCAUGGAAGCAGUAGAAAUGCUGAGUGGGCACCUCCUUGCCCUACCUGGAGGGAUUGGGGUCAUUGGUUCGUCUUUUGGAGGUGGACUGACGAAUAUGCUGGCAUCCUUUUGUGACAAGGUUAAAGCAGCGGUAGUGAUCAAUGGGCCUCCGACGUCUCCCCUCCGAGACCAAGACGUGAAUGGAGAAAGAAUUAUUGGACACAUACCGAGGUGGAAUGAACUGUCUGGUGACAUCAUUUUAAAUUACGAUCACAGCGAUGUUCUUCCAAUGUGGCGACAAGGAGCUAAGAUACUGCAUUUGGUCAGUGAAGAUGACCAGGUUCUACCUUCCUCAGCGUACAGGUCCUUAAUGCAGAAGAUACCAGGAGAUAAGAAACACAACAUUCAGAGCGUAUUCUAUCCCGGAGCUGGUCAUCUUCUAGAGCCACCCUUUGCCCCGCUGUGUAGAGAAUCCUCUAUUAAGAUAGGAAAUGAUACCCUCGUAAUUUGGGGCGGAGAUAUGCAGAGCCAUGCUGUCGCCCAGGAGAACUCAUGGAAAAGAAUUCUGGAACAUUUGAACACUCAUCUUUCAAGAAUAAGUAUGUGAUGGAAUGAAGCGCACAGCAGCCCCACUCUACAAUAAACAGUAUUUGACUCGC
Haliotis rufescens (red abalone) is the source of this 1540-nucleotide messenger RNA. RefSeq names its product acyl-coenzyme A amino acid N-acyltransferase 1-like. Lineage: Eukaryota; Metazoa; Mollusca; Gastropoda; Lepetellida; Haliotidae. Gene Ontology annotation, molecular function: fatty acyl-CoA hydrolase activity. Gene Ontology annotation, biological process: acyl-CoA metabolic process; fatty acid metabolic process. Bases 175 to 1488 code for a protein of 437 amino acids. The transcript has 9 exons. The record is from RefSeq and is a predicted model, not a curated record.